Ahaetulla prasina is the source of this 7411-nucleotide messenger RNA. RefSeq names its product FYVE and coiled-coil domain autophagy adaptor 1 (gene FYCO1). Gene Ontology annotation, molecular function: metal ion binding. Gene Ontology annotation, biological process: plus-end-directed vesicle transport along microtubule; positive regulation of autophagosome maturation. The transcript has 18 exons. NCBI's taxonomy places the organism in Eukaryota, Metazoa, Chordata, Lepidosauria, Squamata, Colubridae. Gene Ontology annotation, cellular component: autophagosome; lysosome; late endosome. The record is from RefSeq and is a predicted model, not a curated record. The coding region runs from base 189 to 4790 and encodes 1533 amino acids.
UUUGCCUCUGUGAAUCAUGGGAAUCGUAGGAAAAUAUGGAGAGGCUAGCGAUAUUAUGGCUGCCUUGAGUUUGAGACUUAACGAUUCUGAAGAGAUGACUAUUUACCACUAACCUAACUGACGAGAUGAAUUUUCACCUAGCUAUGUGAGAAAUUGAAAAGAGCAAUCUUCACAUUUUAGUUUCAGCAAUGGCAAGAAGUAGUGGUGAAACUCAGCUACAGAGAAUUAUCCGGGAUAUGCAGGAUGCUGUGACAGAACUGAACAAAGAAUUUUUAGAAACAGGAGAACCAAUCACAGAUGAUUGUGUCAUCUUGCACAAGUUUUCUUAUAAGCUUGAGUACCUCUUGCAGUUUGACCAGAAGGAAAAAUCCACCUUACUAGGCAAUCCGAAGGACUACUGGGAUUAUUUUUGUGACUGUCUGGGUAAGGUUAAAGGUGCAAAUGAUGGGAUUCGCUUCGUCAAAUCUAUUUCAGAACUCCGCACAUCUCUUGGUAAAGGGAGGGCAUUUAUCCGCUACUCCUUAGUGCACCAAAGGCUUGCAGACACUUUACAACAGUGUUUUAUGAAUACCAAAGUAACAAGUGACUGGUACUAUGCAAGAAGUCCCUUCCUCAAUCCAAAACUGAGUUCUGAUAUUAUUGGUCACCUCUAUGAAUUAACUGAAAUUCAGUUUGAUUUGGCAUCAAGAGGCUAUGAUUUAGAUGCUGGUUGGCCCACAUUUGCCAGGAGAACGUUGUGCUCACUUGGAUCCUCAGCUUACCUAUGGAAGCCUCCAAGCCGCAGUUCAAGCAUGAGCAGUUUGGUGAGCAGCUCUGUGCAGGCUCCAGACAACCUUUCCAGCCUAAAUGAAAAUAGCUUUUUUAAUACUGAAUCUCUUGAAGGUCUAGAUGAUUUGCACAUGGAUCUUGACCAGGCAGAGCUGCAGCAGAAAGAACUACAGAUUCGAAUCCAACAUCUGGAAGAAGAAAAGCAAGAGCUUCAGGCCAUUGAUGGCCUUCAGAAGCAGCAACUGCAAAUGGAAAGAGAGAAGAACAGUGAUAUGGCAGAAGAGAAUGACAGGCUAAGAAAAAUGCUAGGGGAGUUAGAAAAACAGAUUUCCCAUUAUACUCAGGGCACCAUACAGGAGUUCCAAAAAUGUUUAGAGACACUAGAACUGAAUGCAACUGAAAAGCAGAAAGAAUGCUCUGCAAAACUUGAGAACCUGGAGUCCUUGAAAAAUGUUCCUGAUCCCAAAAUUCUUCUUUUGAAUCAAGAGCUAAAGACCAUGGAAAUCUGGUUGGCCAGGAAAGAUCUCUUGAUCGAUGAGCUUACUGCUAAACUAAAGUCAGCAGAGAAGAAAACUGAGGAGUUUGUAACAAAAGCAAAUAAUCUUACGGAUGAAAAAAAUCAUCAGGCCACUAGCCAAUAUGAGUCCAUACUAAAGAUUGAGGAGUUAUUAAAAAAACUUUGUUGGGCAGAAGAGGAAAAGGCUGAUGCUCAGAAACUGCAUAGUGAACUUCUUUCUCAUUUUAAAAUUAUGGAAGAGCAACUCCAUGUGAAAGAAGAGAAACAGAAAGAAUUUGAAUUGAAACUGAAAUGCCUUACCAUUAGCACAAAGGAAGAAUCUGAAAAGUUGCUUGUUAAUCUGGAAGCCAUGACUACUGAAAGGGCUGAACUUAAGAAAGAGCUAGCAGUGAAAGACAAAAUGGUAGCUGAUUUUCAAAUCCAGCUGGCAGAUAUACUGGAUUAUAUAAAAUCAUUAGAGCAAAAGCUUCAGGAAGAAAAAAAAGAAAAGGCAGAAUCUGAGAGGCUACUAAGUCAUACAAAAACAACAAUGGGACAAGAAAUAAAAAAUUUAAUGGAGCAUCUUGAAUUGCUGGAAGUGCAGUUGGCAAAACUCAAUGACUUGGUGAAAAGUUUAGAAGAGCAAAAACUGGAAGUUGCUAUGAAAAGAGACUAUCUCGAGACAAGAGUAUUGGAAAUGGAACACCAGAUCACAAAACAGUGCUCGUCAUUGAGAAAUUCCUUUGAAGAAAAUGAAAACCUCAAAUCCCAGAAUACUAAACAGCACCAAACCUAUCAGAAAUUGGAAGAAAAAUGCAGAGAGUUAGAUGUAUCUAAAUCAUUUUUAGAAGGAGAAGUUGCUCGAUUAAGAGCCUCUGAGAAACAGCUCCACAGUCAGAUAGAUGCCAUAGUAUCUGUAGAUGAAAAGGAGAAAACACUUCGAAAAAAGAACAAGCUGUUGGAUGAAAACUUGCAAAAUGCUACAAGAGAAAGUCAGCUUUUUGAUGAAAAAUUGAAGGCUCUGGAAGCUGAUUACCAAGAAUUGAAACAAAAUGAAAAUAGAAUUGCAGAAUUCUUAAGUGUAGUCCAAGCAGAGCUCCAGAAUGCCAAAGAACAUAAUCUGCAAAUGGAAAAGAAUCUGUCUUUUUCAAGGCAGAAUGAAGAAUCUCUGAAGUUACAGCUUACAGAGAAAAUGGUGUUAUUAGAAGGCCUGGAGAACCAAUGCAAUCAACUUCAAGAACAGGCUGCGGGGUAUAGAAUUAAAGUUGAAACUCUUGAGAAAAAUUGCCUUCAUCAAGCAAAAACAAUAGAAUCUCUUACUUCUGAAAAGAUUUCUGUAGAGAAAGCCCAAUUGGAAUUGGUAUCUUAUCAAAAGAACGAAGCUAAAGAUUUGACAUUAAGACUGGCUGUUUCUGAGGAACAGCUGAAUAUCAGUUUGGUAGAAAUAUCUAGACUCCAGGAUGAAAUUAUAGAAUUUCAAGCCAAGUUUCAGCAGACAGCUGCAGAGAAACAAAAACUUCAGGAAAAAUUAGAUGUCACAGAAUCUGUUUUAAGUGAGCAAAAAUUAUUGUCUCAGCAGCUGAAAGAGCAAAAUGAAAUAUUGAACAGAAACCAUAUACAACAACUACUUCAAUGUAAAGAAGAAGAGGAAAUGCAGAAAAAUGAAUGGAAAAAAGUAGCCGAACAGAAAGCUGAAUUGGAAAAGAAUGUGUUGUGCCUAACAAAUGAAUUGUCCACAGUUAGGAAUGAUUUAGAAGUUGUUAAUAUGGAAAACAUGGAAAUCAAGGACCUUCUCCAAAGAACCAACAUGGACAUGGCCGAGCUGGGUAUUCAGAUUUGCUCUCUGACAUCUGAAGAGACAGGAAUGGAAGAAAAGCUUGCCCAAGUCACAGAGUGCAAAGCUACCAAAGAACUAUCAAUCAAAGAACAAGAGAAGAUGCAACUUGAGCUGACAAGAUUCAGUAAGGAGAAACAGGAAUUACAAGAGAAACUGGAAAAUUCAAAUGUUUGUGCUGCCAUUGUCCCUGACCUGCAAACUCAGCUGGAAUUGACAGAGAUACAAACAAAGAGUUUGCAAGAAACCAGCAAAGAAGAGGUAGCAACUAUCAAAUUUCAACUGAGCACAGAAAUUCUAAACUAUCAGACAAAAUUUAAGGCUCUCAGUGAAGAAUGUGAAAAAUUAAAGGAAGAACUUGCAGAACAGAACCAACAAGCAAAUGCUGCAGAAGAGGCACUCAGGGAAAUGCAGACUCUGAAAAGAGACCUAUACGCAAAACUGAACCUUUCCAUGGAUCAAGUGACUGAGUACAAAGCAGCCCAGCAAAAGAAAGAUGAAGAACUCGUAGAACUUAAAGAAGAUCUUAAAAGAGCCCAGACCGAAAUCAGCAGAACAAAUGAACAAAUUCAAGACUACUAUGGUAAAUUCAACAAGAUGAAAUCAGAGCGAGACAACAAUGAGGCCAAGUUACUGGCUGAACUGGAUGACCUAACUAGAACAAAGCAGUUCCUGGAAGAAAAGUUAAUUGAACUUCUCAGGGACAAGGAUGCUCUUUGGCAGAAAUCAGAUGCUCUGGAAUUCCAGCAGAAGCUCACAGCAGAACAAAGAUGGCUUGGUGAUGCCGAAGUCACCAAUUGCUUAGAAUGUCAAAAAGAAUUUGGCUGGAUGAAUCGCCGACAUCAUUGCAGAAUGUGUGGACGCAUUUUCUGCUAUUACUGCUGCAACAAUUAUGCCUUUUCAAAGCAAACAGGAAAGAAAGAACGCUGUUGUCGAGCUUGUUUUAAAAAAGUAACUGCCAAUCCCGUUGAUUCCAAGUUAAACUUGACAACAGAAGAAUCAUCUUCAUCAUCAAGUCUGCUGUCCUCACCAUUGUCCCUGGUCCAUAAAAUUUUGGUUACAAACGAGGCCUCUAAGUCUACAGAUGAUGCAAUGUUUGAUAUAAUAACAGAGGAAGAAGUGGGUCAAAUAAAGGAAGGUGAUUCUGUUCACAGCAAAAAUCAAACUGAAGAAUCUCUGGACCAUGGUGUGCCAGAUCUAAACAGCACCUAUAGCUCCUCAACUGUUGAUGAAUCUGAUGAUUUGGAAAUGACACAAGAUGCAGAGAUCUGUUUGCUGAAGUCAGGAGAAUUGAUGCUAAAGCUACCUCUCACAGUGGAGGAGAUUUUAAAGUUUGGAGAAGGUACCCGAGAACUGUUUAUUAAGUCAAGUACUUACAGCAUUAUUCCAAUCACUGUAGAUGAGACUGGCCUUACAAUAAAUUGGGUGUUUUCAUCAGACCCAAAGAGUGUAUCAUUCAGCGUAGUGUACAAGCAAUCAGAAGAAACCUCUUUGGAUCAAUGCAAAGUUCUUAUUCCUAUGACUCGCUGCAAUUCUCAUAAGGAAACUAUCAGAGGGAAUGUAAAAAUCCGAAAUGCUGGAAUUUACAUACUUAUUUUUGACAACACUUUUUCUAGGUUUAUCUCAAAAAAAGUGUUUUUCCACCUAUCUGUUCAACGACCAGUGAUUUAUGAUGGAAGUGAUUUUCCAUAGUUCUUCCUGUAUGAAAUAUCUUGCAAGAAACGCUAUUAUUUUUGUAUGAGCGUGUUUGUAUGCGUGUGCACAUGCAUAUGUGUAUCUGCGUCUAUGUGUCUGUGGAUAGACACACAAACAUAAACAUAAAUAUGAAGCACUAAAAUCACAGAAGGAUAUAAAUCCUCCAAGAUUUAUGCAAUAAUUCAGAAACCAUACUUAAAUAUACCCUUUCCCCCCAAAAUAAGACAUCCCCUGUUAAUAAGCCCAAUCGGGCUUUUGAGCGCAUGGCAAUAAAGUCAAGCGCUUAUUUCAGGGUUCAAAAAAUAUAAGACAGGGUUUUAUUUUUGGGGAAACAUGGUAUAUGCAUGCAGAAAAAAACAUAGAUUUUAUGAGAGCAAUAAUGAUUCUAAACUGUGUGCCAGUUAUUCAAAAGCCAUUUUGUUUAUUAAAUAGUCAAUAUAGUUAUAUUCUGCUGCAUUUGAUAUCAAAAAUUAUUUUAAAUACAUUUUAUUAAAGAGCUAAGAAUAGGACAUUUAUUUUUAAAUAUAGAAGAUUUAAUAUAUGUCUAACAUUAAUUAUUGUUGGUUAUAUUGAGUCAGCAACAGACAGAAAAUCAGUUUUGUAUAAACAUUAAUACUGAUAAAUUAACUUCCCAGCUAAGUAAGCUACAGUUUAGGAUCUCAGAAUCUGAAGGGGCGCUUUAAAUUUUUAGAUUUUAAACAAUUAUAGUUUUAUUAUUUCAUAUAGUACAUGUAAAUUUUUAUCAGUUUGGUCCUCCUAUCCACUUCAAAUGAUCUUCAUUAAUGUAAAUGUGCUUUGUUUUUGCUGGUAUUCAUACUUUCCAUUUAAAGGGCUGUUCUCCACCCAUCAUAUGCAUCUUGGCAAUACUCUUACUAAAUUCAAUUCUCAUGCAGCCUUAUUCUUUGUUAGUAGUUGCCAAAAAGCAAAGUUUCCGAUACUUACAAUAUCUAAAUCUAGCCCUGAUCAUGGUAUUCUCCAAAUAUUAUAUAACCAACAUUCCUGUUGGUUAUAUAAUAAUUAAGAAUUCUGGGAGUUUUUACCCAGCAAGUAUGGCAGAUAUAAAUUGGGAAAAGUGGUUCAACAUGCAAAAAGGUGAUGUUUGGUAUCAAAAAGAUAUCUCUCCAUAUUGCAAAUGGGUGCUCACUUAAUAUGAUAUGUUGCCUAUGAAGCAGGAUUGCCUGCAGUACUUAAAUUAAUUUUCGAUCUAGAAGUAGGCUUACAUUGAUCUGUAUGCCUGCACAAAGACACAAUUUACAACCAAGUACAAAAUCUAUUUAUUUAUUUAUUUAUUUUAUUCAAUUUUUAUACCGCCCUUCUCCCGAAGGACUCAGGGCGGUGUACAGCCAAGUAAAAAUCACAAUAUCAAUAUUAAAAGAAAUUAAAACAAGCAUAUUAUAAAAUGGCCAGAUUUAAAACGAAUUAAAAUAUUAAAAUAUAAAUAACCCAAUAAAAUUUUAAAAGGUUGACAUGUUAUUUGUUUACCCAUUUUCCCAAAGGAGCGAACAAAUUGGGUUCAAAUAGGCUAGUUACACUUAAAUUUAGUCCAGAAAACAAAAUCCUAAAAAAAUAUUUUUACAGUUUAUAUUCUUUCUUUCUAUCCAUUACUAUAUUUGGCAUAUGUGUGUGUGUGUGUGUGUAUGUGGGUGGGUAGGUAGGUAGGUAGGUAGUUGAUCGGUCAGUAGGUUGGUCAGUUUUGGCGUAUUCGGGUCUUUUCCCGUGUAAGGUUGAGAGUAUCUUGGCGAUGUUUCAACGAAGUCUCACUCGUCAUCUUCAGGCUGGUGCUUACGGCUUCGUGCUUGUGGGAGCGAAGUGUGAUCAGAGCUGCCGUCUCUAUAAAUACGGGUGGGGAGGUGUGGAGUGUUGGCUUUGUUGCUGUAAGUGGGUUGGUUGACUGUGUGGUUGCAUCUUGAUUGAUAGGUGCAGUGGAUAUUUGCAGAUUAGUCGGCUGUUUCAUAGCAUCCUGUGUGGGUGUGGUCCUGGUUGUGUGUCCACUAGAACUUUUAUCUGGCAGAAAUACCAUCAUGCUAGAAAUUAUUCUUUUCUUUUGCACUUUGUACGAAUUAGCUUGAACUUUAAAUUUAGCCCGUUUAAGACUAGGAUAUGAACAAUAUGGCUUACUUGCUGCUUGAUAUUAUUACAGAAUACUGUGCAGGUCUAGUUAAUGGAUUUACCAAUGCAGUGCAGACACUUUGCUAAUGAUUUAAAAUUCUCUCAGUGCUUGUAUAAUCCCAAACAGACUUGCAAGUUGCCUGAUAUGAUUUUAAAAAAUGCUGGUAACUUAGAAGCAAAAUGAAAGAUAUUGUAGAUUGACCAUUUUUUGUUGAAUGUUAUUAUCAUGUUUUAAGAUAUUUAAGAUAAUAUUUUGUUUUGAGUUGAGUAGCAAUAAGGACUUAGUGCUAAAAUCUGGGGUGUUGUUUGCCAUGGAUUGUGCAAUAUCAAAUGGAUUAAAAUCUCUUAAUAUAUUAACAAUGGGUAUUCUCAGUCUAUUUUACUGUAGAAAUUUAAUAGAAUAUUUACUUUUUCCAGAAAUAGGUUUCUUUCAUGUAUAAAAGUAAUAUGAAAAGAAUGCUCAAUUAUACAGAUAAUGUAUUAUUUUAAAUAUAUAUUAUUGAUGAAGU